GAAAAUUGUCAUAUUCUGGAAAAUCUUUCUGCGAAAUAAGUAACAAGCAAUGAGCAUAAAAAUUAUUUUGUUUUUAAUCGCCAUCGAGGUAUGCAACCAGACAAUCGGCAUAGGUCUUCGCUCCUUAAUCCUGGAGGCUCACAAUCGAAGGAGGGCCAAGUACGGUAAUCAGCCCAUGGUUCUGGACGAAGAACUCUGUACAGAGUGCUCAGAAUACGCAGAUUCUUCAUCGUCCUCUAGGAAAUAGUCAGGAAUGAAGGUGUAUAUACAGAGAACUACUUGGAAUACCUGUAUGCAACGGACCCAAUAUCAGCAAAGCACCUUCAAGUCGUCUGCGUUUUCCGGGAGGCCUUGCCUAGGGAAUGUGUUCGAAUUUGGUUUCAUUACCGAGGCUUCGCCGAGAACACAAAGUAUUACAGGUUUACGGCCAUGAUAUGGAACGCCUCCACCAGACUUGGCGUUGGACUAGGCAGAAUACAGGAAACGCGAUACCUAGUGGUGAGAUAUGCUCCUCCUGGAAACAUUUUGCGAGAGAUGGCGUCCAAUGUUCCCAAGCGACCGACAACGUUUUGGGAUGCAGAACACAUUGUUGACCAUGGGUUUGAGUUCGCAUAACAUUUGCUCGCAAUGGCGUCAACAAUAUAUUUGGUAACUGGCUGUCUUUCGUAACGACCUUAUUAAAUUUAUAUCUGUGCGGAACUUCCAGAAUUUUGUAGAUUUUCCAGCGGUAUUCGAACUAAAUCGUAUAUAUC
Messenger RNA from Drosophila melanogaster (fruit fly), 752 nucleotides. RefSeq lists its product as uncharacterized. The coding region runs from base 50 to 247 and encodes 65 amino acids. The transcript has 4 exons. The record is from RefSeq and is marked reviewed. Gene Ontology annotation, cellular component: extracellular region. NCBI's taxonomy places the organism in Eukaryota, Metazoa, Arthropoda, Insecta, Diptera, Drosophilidae.